Trichomonas vaginalis G3 is the source of this 4605-nucleotide messenger RNA. Its product is annotated as NO mechanoreceptor potential C, isoform D-related family. NCBI's taxonomy places the organism in Eukaryota, Parabasalia, Trichomonadida, Trichomonadidae. The transcript has a single exon. The record is from RefSeq and is a predicted model, not a curated record. Gene Ontology annotation, molecular function: protein binding. The coding region runs from base 1 to 4605 and encodes 1534 amino acids.
AUGGAAAUCAAUGAAUCUUCUAUCAUUGAUAAUGCAAUACCGACUAUAAUUCCAAAAGGAGUGUCUGACUUCCCUGAAACAACAAAAGAUGUUUAUAAUUUAAUUAGAAAACAAGGAAAUUACGAAAAAAUUAUUUCAGCAAAAUUUGAUCCAAACUCGAAAUUCAAGGGACAGACAUGUCUUGAGAUAGCUAUUACUUCAAAGGUACUUGACAGUGUAAAGGCCCUUCUUGAAAAAGGUGCAAAUCCAAAUACCAUAGUUGAAGACAGAUAUACAAUGAUAAUGUUGGCUAUGAAAACAAAGAAUCAAAGCAUUAUUCAAGAAUUACUCAACCAUGGAGCAGAUCCUUCAUAUGUAAAUCCGAAAAGUGAAAAAGCCAUAGAUUUCGGAAACUCUGCUUCAAGACAAGCAUUAGUUGGAUAUGACAAAUCUAUUAAACCGCAAAACGACUUCAUGAAAAGUAUACAAAAUAAUGAAAAUGAAAACUUCUUAUUUUGGUUGACUGAUGGCAAAGAUAUUAACAAACACGAACUAAUAUCAGGUAUAUCAGCAUUUCAUUACGCAUGCAUGAGUGGAAACCUCCUAAUGGUUUCAACAUUAAAGAAAUUAGGUGUUGAUUGGCAAUACAGAGACAAAAAAGGCUUCAAUGGCCUAUAUUAUGCUAUAAAGAACAAUCAUCUUAAUAUUGUUAAGUACUGGAGCAAAGUUUUUAACAUCAACGAAUUAAAUUCAGAAAAAACCGCUCUUAUGAUUGCGGUUAAGUUCGAUCAUCCAGAAAUUGUUGAAUUCCUCAUGGGUGUUUCCGAUAUUUCCAUUCUUAGGAAGGAGGAAACUGCCAUUUUCCGAGCAAUCAGAAAGAACAAAUCAGAAUGUGUCAAAAUGAUGUUGAAAGCGAAACCAGAUCUAAACAAACAUCGUGGAGGCAAAGAUAACAAAUCAUUGCCAUCGGAAUAUGCUGCAAAAUACAAUUCCAUUGAAACAUUAAGUGUUUUAUGUUCAGAAAACAAUGUUGAAACAACUCCUAUUUUUAUUGUUGCAGAAAAUGGAAGUAUCAAAGGUGUUGAAACAUUAUUACAAAAAGGAAAUAAUGAUGUAGAUACUAUUAACCCUAAUAAUGGUGAUACUUUGUUAUUGAGUGCAAUAAGAAGUGGAAAUAUUGAAUUAGUUAAUUUUCUUUUAGAAAAAGGAGCAAGAGUUUUCUAUACGAAUUUCGAAGGUGAUUCAUCAUUCACUUUAUCAAUAAAUCUCAAGAAAUACAAUAUUCUCGAGAUAUUGCUCAAAUCAGUACAUGAUGAUUUAGGACGUGAAUUCGUUUGGAAAGUUUUCAAAUAUGCAGCAGAAAAAAACGAUGAAAAAAGUGCAUCGUUAAUUUUACCAUUUGUAAAAGAACGAAUUUCCAAAGAAAACAUUACAAUGAAUGCAAGUUUGAACAGCAAUAUAUUGAAAGUCAUUUUAGGAUACAAUGAUAAAGAUAAAAUGAAGAAAGGAAAAGACAUUUUCGACGCGAUCCAAAGAAAUGAUUUAAAUGCCGUCAAAUUUUAUCUUUAUAAGAAAGUUAAUAUUGAUAUCAAGAGCAAAGAAAACAAUAGUUUAUUAAUGCAUGCAGCAUUAUAUAAUGCAAAAGAGGUAUUUGAAUUCUUGUUGAAUAUUGGUAUUAACAAGGAAUAUCAAAAAGAUGAUGGAAAAGAUUGUUUAGUAAUUUGUAUUCAAAAUAAUCGUACUGAAUUUGUCAAAUUACUUGCUGAAAAAGGAGUUGAUUUAAAGAUGCCAAGACUAGAAUCAUCAGAUCCAAUAACAAUUGCAUGCGAAAGUGGUUCUUUGGAUGUUUUGAAAUAUUUGAUUUCAAAAGAAAUAAAACCAAAUGAAGUUUCAAAAGAAAGUGAAAUUCCUUUAGCUGCAGCAGUUAUUUCUGGACAUUUAGAUAUUGUUAAGUAUCUGAUAGAAGAGAUUAAAUUAUCUCCUGAUACAAUGAACAAAGACAAGAUACCAAUAAUAUCUUUAUCAGUUCUUCACAAACAAAAAGAAGUUUUUAAAUAUUUGUCGACAAUUUCUGCAAUCAAAAUGACAGAUUCCAAAGGAAAUACUUUGUUACAUUAUGCCGCAAUGGCUAAUGAUGUUGAAACAUGUGAAUUCUGUUUGGCCAAUGGCAUUGAAGUAGAUCAGACAAAUUCAGAUGAAGCAAUUACACCUUAUUUGUGCGCGGUCAAAAAAUCAAACAAAGAAGCAAUGAAUUAUCUCUUAUCCAAAGGCGCAAAUCCUAAAUUUGUUACGGAGUACAAUACAAAUGCUUUGUUCUAUGCAAUUGAAAGCGGUGAUUUAGAGUUAGUUACUGAACUUUCUAAUAAUGGUUUUGAUGUAAAUGGAAAGAAUAGUGCUGGAAUGACUCCUUAUUUAGUUGCCUGCAAAUUUGGACAUGAAAAAAUUGUUAAGUUUUUAGAAAAGAAAGGUGCAAAGGAAGAAGAAAGAGAUAAUAACAACUGUAAUGCACUUUAUUAUGCAGCUAUUGGAGGCAACAAAAAUUUGUUCUCUCAUUUAGUUCAUUGGAAAACAAAACUUGAUGAAACUUUCGAUAACGGUGUUAACUACUUGCAUUUAGCUUGUAUUUAUGGUAACACAGAAAUUGUUAAGUAUCUUUACAAGAAAGGUUUAAGUCCAUUUGAUUUAACUCAAACAAAAAUUUCAUCUUUCCAUUACGCUGCAAGCAAAAACAAUCUUGAAUGUUUCGAAUUACUGCACACAAGUUCCAUCAAAAAUUCUAAAGAUCCUUAUACUUGUGAAGGACCAAAUGGACACUUUCCAUUAGAAACAGCUUUGAGAACAGGAACCAAAGUUGCACAAUAUAUUUUGGAUAUUAAAGAUUAUCCAGCAACUUUUGAUGCUUAUAUUAAUUAUCUCUUAAACAGAAGCUGCAAAGAAGGAAAUCUUAGAAUGGUCAGAAUUAUAUUGAACCAUAAAAACAGUAUUAAUUCGGUUUUCAAUGGUGAAACGCCAAUUAUUGCUGCAGGAUUGGCAAAGAAUUUCCAUAUUGUUAAAUACCUCAAAGAAGCAAACGCUGAGAUUGAAAGUACUCAAUACGAAUCUCUCAUGUUCAGAACUAUUAAAAACAAUGACAUAGAAAGUCUAAAAGUUUUGAUUUCUUUAGGUUUCGACUGCAAUGAAAAAAUGGUUAAUGGAUUAACACCAUUGCAUUUAUCAUUGACAUUAAAACUGAAGCAAAUCUAUGAGUACUUAAUGACAUUGCCUGUUGAUAUAUUAACUUAUAGAAAUGAUAAGUUAACUACAUUAGAAAUGUCAGUUGAAACAGGAGAUGCAAAAGUAGUUGAAAAAAUAAUCAACAAAGGUGCUUUGAUUAAUGUUCAAAGUGAUGAUAAUACGCCACUAAUUUACUCAAUAAGAAUGGACCAGAAAGAUGCCUUUGAAAUGUUAUUGACAAAAGGAGCCAAAAUCUUUCUUCAUGAUCACAAAAAUGGAAAUUAUCCAAUUCAUAUUGCUGCAACAGCUAAAAAUGAUUAUUACUUGAAAAAAUUGAUCGAAUUAAAUGUGGAAGUUGAUAUAAAGAACUACAACAACGAAACUCCUUUAUUCUUUGCAGUAAACAGCAAUAACAUUGAGAAUUAUAGAACACUAGUUAGUCAUGGAGCCAACAACAAAGUAUUAAACAAAGAUGGAAGGAAUUUAUUGUUUAAUGCAAUUUUUAGUAAUUCAUUUGAAAUGGCUGAUAUUCUUAUUGCUGAUGGCCUUGAUGUUAAUCAUAAAGAUAUCAAUGGUAAGACAUGUUUCGACUAUAUUAUUAUGGGUGAUAACUGUUCUUGCUUGAAAUAUCUUUUAGAGAAGAAAUUGAUAACAAGUAAUAUGGAAUUUGGAGAAGGAGAAAAUCUCUUAACAUUUUCUAUUGAUAUGAAGGCAUUAAAUUGUGUAAACAUGUUGAUUGAUGAUGGAUAUGAAGUCACAGCAGCCAACAAGAAUAAGCAAACUGCAUUGCAUAAAUGUGCAAUUUAUUCUUCUCUCAACGAAAUUCUUUCUCUUGCCCAGAAACUAGUUCAAAAAGGAGCCAACAUAAAUGCGGUUGAUAAAGAUAAUUCAACUCCUCUAACAUUAACCAAUUGGUAUAUGCAGAAGGACAGAAGACUUGCACAUUUCCUCAAAUCUGUUGGAGGUAUUGAUCCUAUUUUCGAACAAUACAAACAAAAGACAUACAAAGAUUUGGAAGUGAUGAAGAACAAUAAUGAUUCUGCAGAAAAUGAAAAGAAGAUUGCUGAAAGAACAAGAAAUGAUCAUCUUGACAAAAUCAAAAGUCUUGAAAAUGAUUCCCAGAAAGCAAUUGAAAAUUACAAUGAACUCAAAAAGAGUUUCGAAAGUGAAAUCGGAAAGUGCAAGACAAAUGAAGAAAAGUCUAAAGUUGUAAAGAAAUAUGAAAAGAAGAAGGAGAAUGCAACAAAAGAAAAGACUACAACUGAACAAAAGUUAAGUGAAGAAAAGAAGAAAUCCAAAGAUUUUGAUGAAUCAUACAAUGCUGCAUUCAAUAAAUGGAAUUCUGUUCAUAACAAAUACACUCUAGCAUCGAACGCAUUUACUGAUAUGUGCAAAACUUAUGAUUCUUUAUAA